Molecule: messenger RNA, 1662 nt
Organism: Austrofundulus limnaeus
Lineage: Eukaryota; Metazoa; Chordata; Actinopteri; Cyprinodontiformes; Rivulidae
Product: gastrula zinc finger protein XlCGF8.2DB
Exons: 2
Coding region: 265-1407 (380 amino acids)
Biological process (GO): regulation of DNA-templated transcription
Molecular function (GO): RNA polymerase II cis-regulatory region sequence-specific DNA binding; DNA-binding transcription factor activity, RNA polymerase II-specific
Source: RefSeq, a predicted model, not a curated record
UGAGCAGUGGCUGCAGUUCAGUGUCUGAACGGCAGGCGUCGCUGCUAAAGCGACACAUGCAGCAACACUACAAGAAAUAAUGGCGUAGAAGAAGAGAUGCUGAAAGACGUCUCCUACUCCACGUGAAAUACUAAUGUUUCUACGAUUUUGUUUGACUUUUUGAGUGAGUUUUUACUAAUGCGACCUAAAAUAUCACUUAGGUCGAGCCUUAUCUGAUACGUACCUGCUAAAAAUAUCAUUUUUGUCGGACAAAAUCUGGGAAAAAUGUGGAGACAGCAGCAGGACGAACAGCAGCUUUUUGCUUCAAAACAUCCUGUUUACAAAACCAAAUAUCGAUUGAACAUACCAGAUGUUUUGCAUUCUGAGGUGAUGAAAGAAGAAGCUUCUGAAGAAUGGGGGCCAGAUGUUAACCAGGAGGACCCMGGGCCCCUCCUUGUGGUGGUUAAAGAGGACGUUGACGGUACCUUUGUGGAGGGAAAACACCUCAGUGAGGCUAACACCACCAAGUUUACAUYGACUGCAGGUCAUUUGAAGAGUGAGGAUGAUGAUGAUCUAACAAGCAUCUCAGCUGAUCAGAUAAAAGAAGAAACUGAUGAAGAGGACUAUGAAGAAGUAGAAAUUACCUGGAACCCAGAUCUGAAUGCUCAGAAUAAAGUCGGUGUGGAUGAUGAAGAUGACGAGAACAAUCCUGACUCUCAGCUGAGCCCCUCAUCAGACUCCGAGGCAACAACUCAAAACAUCAACAAAGAUCUGAGCUCUUUAACUAAUAAGAAAGAUUUUAAAGUGAAGUUAAACCAAACAACACAGAAAUCAUUCACCUGUGAUGAUUGUGGUAAAAUAUUUGCCAGAAAGACAAACCUAAACACCCACCUGAGAGUCCACACAGGAGAAAAACCGUUUGUUUGUGACGUUUGCAGGCAAAGAUUUAGCCGCAAGACAACGUUAGUCACACACAUGAGAAUCCACACGGAGCAGAAGCCGUUCGGUUGCGAUGAAUGCGGGCAAAGAUUUAGACAAAAGCCGCAUUUAGUCUCGCACACGAGGAUCCACACAGAGCCAGACUCGUUCAGUUGCGACGUAUGCGGACAAAUGUUUAGCUUCAAGAGCAACUUGAACAGACACAUGAGAGUCCACACAGAGCAGAAGCCUUUUGGGUGUGACGUUUGUGGACAGAGUUUUAGCCAAAAGGCAUAUUUAAUCACACACGAAAGAAUUCACACUGGAGUGAAACCUUUUGGUUGUGAUGUUUGUGGACGAACGUUUAGUUUUAAGAGCAAUUUAAACAGACACACGCGAGUCCACACGGGAGACAAACCRUUUGCUUGUCACGCCUGUGGACGAAGGUUUAGCUUAAAGGCACAUCUGGUCGCACACAUGAAAAUACACACGAGAGGAAAGGCAGUGUAACUGUGAAAAUUAAAGCAGCUUCUAAAGACGGACAUCAGGAUUCACAGAAUUAAACAUAUUUAUGUCCAUAGUUCUGCAUUUUUGUUAUGAUAUUUUUUCUUUUUUAGAUAUUUCAUUUACAACUCAAGUUCCCAAAAUGUUGCUAGAUUGUAAUGCAAAAACAGAGCAGUCAGUGAAUAUAUUAUAAAAUAUUGUCUUACAUUUUCCUUUUACAAUUUACAAUAUGACCACCAAAUCAUGCUAUUAAACAAGGCC